AUGCCUAGAGAGGAGAUCUAUACAGAUAGAUCUUAUCAAUUACAACAAGAACCUUAUAAUGCAGAUGUAUUUAGAACAUUUGUACAGAUAUUACUACGACUUUUUUAUGAUUCUCCUAUUAUAAUAGUAGGAGAUUGUUUAAUUAGAGAACAGAAAGCUUAUUCAGACAAAGAUCUAGCUGAAAAGUUGAGCUUAUCUGACCGUCAAGUAAGGGAAGCACUAAAAAUACUUGAAGAUGACUUUAUUAUUUUAAAAGAACAGAAACCAACAGAACAUUUAAAUUCUAAGAGUGAAGGUGAUAGCUUAAAUAGUGGAUCAUCUUCAUUAACUUUUUUGAAUUCUACUUCAAAUAUAUCAAAUAGUAGUUAUGGAAAUAUUGGAUUUAAUCGUAUGUCACCUAUAUAUUAUAGAAUCAAUCCACAUUUACCAACUGUUGUUGAGUGGCAAUACAAUACAAUAAUACAUAAUGUUGAAGAAGCUAUUAAGGAAGCAGCUAGCCUAGAUGAGCUUGUAUGCAAAAUUUGUAAUGUAAAAUAUACUUCUUUAGAUGCACUUGGGUUAGAACUAAGUCAAGAUGAUGGUUUUUUUCUUUGUAGAUAUUGCAAUGAAAAGUUACAAUCAGGAGACUCCGCUUCAUUUAGACAAGCUACAAGGGAUAAAGCUGAGAGGACUAGAUCCCAAUUACAAGUUUUAUAUAAUUCUCUUGAAAGAGUUAAGAAUAUGUAUAUUCCUAUAUUUCCAUUAUAUCAAGGUAAGAAUGAGAAACUUAAACAAUCUAGGCCUAUUAGGCAGAUUACAGAUAUAUCUAAAGAAAGUAAUAGUACAGUUGCAUCUAAUAAUGUGGUGAACUCAUCAAAUUCAAUGAACUCUAAUUCACUAAGAAAUCCUGGCAAUUAUUUGGAUUUAUCAGAAUCUAACACAACUUUAAGUUUUGAUUCCGGAACUGGAAAAUCAUUUAUAAGUUCAAGUGUUCCUAAAGUUAAAUUUGGUAUUAAAUUAUCAUCUAAUAAUAUUAGCGAGGAUAAUAGAAAUAAAGAUAACAUAGGAUUUAGUGGAUUUUCUAAGAAAGUUUUCAAUUUAUCCAAAACACAAGAGCUAAGUAAUAAUAGAGUAAAUACUAAUAUAGGGAUUAAUAAGACAGCUUUAAAUAAACCUGAAGAUAGUUUGGAUAAUAAUACUAGUUAUAUAGAAAAAUCUCAAAAUUCGAGAAAUAUAGAAGAACCAACAUUAAGUAUAUCUGCAAUUAAUGGAAAGAUAUUUAAAAUAUCUGAAAUAACUGAUGACAUUAUUAAUGUUAUGACAGAUUCAGAAUUUUUGAAAUAUGAUGAGCUUUUACAAAACUAUCAAACAGUAGGACUACUUAAUAGUUAA
Molecule: messenger RNA, 1371 nt
Organism: Cryptosporidium muris RN66
Lineage: Eukaryota; Apicomplexa; Conoidasida; Eucoccidiorida; Cryptosporidiidae
Exons: 1
Coding region: 1-1371 (456 amino acids)
Biological process (GO): transcription initiation at RNA polymerase II promoter; transcription open complex formation at RNA polymerase II promoter
Cellular component (GO): transcription factor TFIIE complex
Source: RefSeq, a predicted model, not a curated record